AUGAGCCUCAAGAACACUGUUGUUUUCAUUACCGGCGGCUCGCGCGGAAUCGGCGAGGCCAUCGCCAUCCGUCUCGCCAAGGAGGGCGCCAGCAUCGCCAUUGCGGCCAAGACCGCCGACCCGAACCCAAAGCUGCCCGGCACCAUCUACUCUGCUGCCAAAGCCAUCGAGGCGGCCGGUGGCAAGGCGCUGCCACUGCAGUGCGACAUCCGCGACGAGCACCAGGUCAAGGCGGCCAUUGACAGGACGGUUGAGACCUUUGGCCACCUGGACGUAGUGAUCAACAAUGCCUCAGCCAUCUUCCUGAAGGGCACGCUGGAAACCGACCCGAAGCGCUACGACCUGAUGCACGACAUCAACGGGCGUGGCACCUGGCUGGUGACCAAGCUAGCGAUCCCGCAUCUGAUAAAGUCGAAGAACCCGCGCGUGCUGACACUGAGCCCGCCGCUGGACAUCAAGCAGAAGUGGUUCGGCACCAACCCGGCGUACACAAUGGCCAAGUACAACAUGUCGAUGCUGUACGGCAUCGCAGUCAACGGCCUGUGGCCGUACACGGUCAUUGAGACAGCUGCCCUGAACAUGAUCUCCCGCGCAAAGAGCCGGCCGAACCUCCGCACGCCCGAGAUCAUGGCCGACGCUGCGCUGGAGAUCCUGCAGAAGCCCGCAUCGUUCACGGGCAACAUCUGCAUUGACGAGAUUGUCCUGCGCGAGGCCGGCAUCACCGAUAUGGGCAAGUAUGCGCUGACCCCCGGAACCAAGGACGAGGACAUGCUGCUGGACGGCUUUCUCAGCGAGGAGAUCCACGACCGCAUCCACCUGCUGCGCGGCCAGCGGACCCCGCCUGCCAAGCUUUAA
Molecule: messenger RNA, 855 nt
Organism: Linderina pennispora
Lineage: Eukaryota; Fungi; Kickxellomycota; Kickxellomycetes; Kickxellales; Kickxellaceae
Product: short-chain dehydrogenase/reductase SDR
Exons: 2
Coding region: 1-855 (284 amino acids)
Cellular component (GO): mitochondrion
Source: RefSeq, a predicted model, not a curated record